Messenger RNA from Ochotona curzoniae (black-lipped pika), 2065 nucleotides. It is a transcript of the gene CNPPD1, whose product is annotated as cyclin Pas1/PHO80 domain containing 1. The transcript has 9 exons. The record is from RefSeq and is a predicted model, not a curated record. Gene Ontology annotation, molecular function: cyclin-dependent protein serine/threonine kinase regulator activity; protein kinase binding. Gene Ontology annotation, biological process: regulation of cyclin-dependent protein serine/threonine kinase activity. Gene Ontology annotation, cellular component: cyclin-dependent protein kinase holoenzyme complex; nucleus. The coding region runs from base 135 to 1367 and encodes 410 amino acids. Lineage: Eukaryota; Metazoa; Chordata; Mammalia; Lagomorpha; Ochotonidae.
GGCGGGGCCAGCAGGAAGUGCCGACGCGCUGACGGGCUGCCGAUGGCGACACCCGGCGGCUUGUAAACGCGGGCGGACGCGGCAGUCAGCCAGGCCUCCUCUGACAAGGAGAGGACGGUGGUUGGCGGCGCGCGAUGGACCUGACCGGACUUCUCCUGGAUGAGGAAGGCACCUUCUCCCUCACCGGCUUCCAGGACUUCACGUUCCUCCCUGGACACCAGAAGCUAAGUGCCAGGAUCCGAAGGAGACUCUAUUAUGGCUGGGACUGGGAGGCCGAUUGCAGCCUGGAGGAGCUCUCCAGCCCCGUGGCAGACAUUGCGGUGGAGCUGCUCCAGAAGGCAGCCCCUAGCCCUGUUCGCCGACUCCAGAAGAAAUAUGUGGCUCAUGUGUCACGGGAGGCAUGCAUCUCCCCAUGUGCCAUGAUGCUGGCCCUGGUGUACAUUGAGCGCCUCCGGCACCGAAACCCAGACUACCUGCAACACGUGUCAUCCUCUGACUUGUUCCUGAUCUCCAUGAUGGUGGCCAGUAAGUACCUCUAUGACGAAGGCGAGGAGGAGGAGGUCUUCAAUGAUGAAUGGGGAGCUGCUGGGGGUGUGGCAGUACCCACUCUGAAUGCCCUGGAGCGGGGCUUCCUGCGUGCCAUGGACUGGCGUCUCUACACAGACCCCCGGGAGAUCUUUGAGGUGCUGAGCUGGCUAGAGUGCUGUGUGGCUGAACAGCAGGGACGGCGGCGGGGCUGGUACACCUACACAGACCUGUGUGUGCUGCUGGAGCAGCCGACCUGGCAGCUAGCCCUGGGCUCCCUCUGUCAGCGGCUGGUAAAGCUGUCCUGCUUGUUAGUGGUGGCAUACGUGAGCAGUGUGGCCUUGGCCGUGGCAUCAGUGGCAGUCAUGCACCAGUCCUUAGGACUCUCUUGCAGCCCUGCACCUGGUCCUCCCAACCUUGGAUUGACCUCCAGGUGCCUUUUGGAGCCCUGUACUCCUUCUCCUUUGCCGCAGUGCCUGCCGUCUCCUAACAUCUCCAACUGCCUCGGAGGUGACAUGGGACCGUGUUUUCUCUGGGGCAGUCUUCUGGCGCCCCUGGCUCCUCCUCCGCUGCCUCCCCCAGAACCUCCUGCCCCUCCCACUCUUCUUUAUAACUGCCUCCUUUGCCAGAAGCUCCAGAGAGACUCCCCAAUUUGCCAGGCCUGCCACCAUCUCAACCACACACUUGCCGCCAGACCUCCGGACACUGAGUACCAUGCCCCUGGCCCAGCCCUGGCCUGGCCCUGGAGCCCAGAAUCUCCAACGCUUGCCCAGUCCCAGCAGUGUUCAUUGUGCAGUGUCAUGGAGCUGUCCCGCCUCAAGUCUUUUAUUUUUCCAGGCUAGGUAGGUCUCCAAGGAAUGCCUUACGAGGAUUUGGGAGUCUCUUAAGAACCUGGAGGAGCAAAGCUUGACUUCGAGCCUCCCUACCUCUUUGGGUCCUUGGCUGGUCCCCUGUCCUCCUGGGGAGGAGCUAACAUGAUUAUGGGGCAGACGGACUUAAGGUCAUUAGGUGGGUCACCCCUGCACCUCAGAGGCUGGCUGCCUGGCCAGACAGUGAUGAUGCCAAGGAAAGCUCCAGCUCGGUGACCACCAGCAUGCCACAGAUGAACAGAGGAAAGACUCCAACUUGACCUCCCCCGGGCUCUUCUAAACUUGUGCUUUUGAGUUCCCUAGGAUGAAAGGAGCAGUGUGGGAGGUAGGGGCAUUGGGGUAAGAGGAAGAAGUAGCCACUGGCCUAGGCCUAUGUGAGGUCCCAAAGGCAGGAGAGCCAGGGACUGAUGGGGUCAAGGUCAGAGCUGCUGGAGGAAGUGUGAGUGAGUGAGGUUGGCACCAUCUCCCUACCCAGCCCCUGCCUGUAAUCUAAUGGAGCCAUGAACUGCCAGGACCUUUAGUCUUAACCUUGUGUUCCAACCAUACUGCCCCACUCCUAGGCUUCCCCCUCUUGUGGUUCUUCUCUGGGAUGAUCUAUCCACAGCCCUCUUUGUAUCUGGGUUUUUCACGCUUUUGUAGAACUGAAGUUUCAAUAAACAGUUUCAGUUGCA